GCUCUGGGCAGACGUAGGCGCCGGGCUGCACCUUCCCUGCCCGCCUGUUUGCACUUCUCUGUGACUGUUGGCUUCAGGUCCUUAGCCAGCGGAGGGCUGACUCCGGCCUGGCUGCCCCCUCCCCUUUGCCUCCCGUCCCUCCCCCUGGACACUCCAACCCCCAUCCCUUCGUGUCCCUCCCCCUCCUCUCUCUCUGCUCCUCCCUCGCCAGACCCCCCGCUCUCCCCGGAACAAUGGAGGGGAAUGUGGCUAGGCCAGCCUGACGCUGCUGCGUCAACCUCUGGCUCGUUCUCGGCCUCUAUCGCUUUCAGGGACCCUUCUAUCUGGGCUCAGCUGACCUGCCCCGCCUCUCGGCCCACGUGCCGGCAGUUCUCCCAGGCUGGGGCUCAGCUGCGCUGGAGACUGGGAUGGGUCAGCUCAGUGUCUCUGUCUGUUUACAAAGGAGGAACCUAGGUGCACUAAGGUCAGCCAUGUCAUCUGAGCCUCCCCCACCACCACAGCCCCCCACCCAUCAAGCUUCAGUCGGGCUGCUGGACACCCCUCGGAGCCGGGAGCGCUCACCAUCCCCUCUGCGGGGCAACGUGGUCCCAAGCCCACUGCCCACUCGCCGGACGAGGACCUUCUCGGCGACGGUGCGGGCUUCCCAGGGCCCCGUCUACAAAGGAGUCUGCAAAUGCUUCUGCCGGUCCAAGGGCCACGGCUUCAUUACCCCAGCUGAUGGCGGCCCCGACAUCUUCCUGCACAUCUCUGAUGUGGAAGGGGAGUAUGUCCCAGUGGAAGGCGACGAGGUCACCUAUAAAAUGUGCUCCAUCCCGCCCAAGAAUGAGAAGCUGCAGGCCGUGGAGGUCGUCAUCACUCACCUGGCACCAGGCACCAAGCAUGAGACCUGGUCUGGACAUGUCAUCAGCUCCUAGGAGAUGGUGGAAGCACCCCUUGUCCUGUGCUUGUGGGAGACUUUGCGGGGAGGAGGCAGCAGACACUGGAGAUGACAUUCUUCCACACGAGACGGGGCUUCAGCCUGGCAUGGUCCCUUUCAAGUAUCUCCUGGAGGAAGGGGUAUGGGGGGCAGGUGUGGGGUGUUCCCGGCCAUCAGCACAGCCUAUGCCCAUUGCAACAACCUCUCACCAUCUUAAGAGCAUUAAAAGCAUUUAAAAAGGAGAGGUGCCCACUGGUGGCUGAGUGGAGGUUCCAACCCCAUACCAGGGAGUGGAUCAAGGGUGGUAUUUCUCCAGCUGCUCAGACACAUGGGCUCAACCCACAGAAGCCCUCUUCCUCGUGGAGCUGGAGGCUCCAGAUUCCCAGAUCUGGCCCACUGGCAGCUGACAUGGACCUUGCGUGACUUCUCCAAGGCAAGCCCCUUGCGCCUCUCCUGGGGCCUGGGCAAAGCAGUUUUCUAAUUCUUGGCUUGGUUGGUUCUAGGGGAGCUGGCUUGAAGCGGGUGGGAAAAGGCGGGGGUGGCGGUCUUUGGAUUGGACGGAUGCUGCCUUUUGGUGCCUUUGCAGUGGGAGGCGGCAUAGCUGCCUGUCUGGGGAAGACAGUUCUCCCAGCACUCCCACCCCUGGGCACAGCAGGCUGGUACUGGGAGGCUGAACCCCUUUUAGAGCCUGACCUUUUCAUCUGCCUUCUGACUGUGUGACCAUCACUCAACAGCCAUUUCACAGCCCCUGUAAUUAUGGCGGUGGGGGGUGGGGGGGUGGUGGGAAGGGCUUGUGGAGAGGACAGAGUCUUUGUUUAAAAACUCUGUCCUGAUCCAUCCAGAAAAGAGUAGGUAGCUUGCAUCCUGACAGCCUGGCAAAGUCAAGAAAGUUGAAGGAGAAACAUACCUUUGGAGAGGGGUUUUCUUUAAAACUAGUGUUAAGAAAUGCUUAGGGAUUUUUUUUUUCUUAUUUUUCGUAACUAAAGCUUUCACCCAGAGCCGGCUCUGUUUGCACUUUGCUGCCGACAUUGCAAACUUUUUGGCAGGGUGGGAGACUGAGUCUCAUUCUGUCACCCAGGCUGGAGUGCAGUGGCCCGAUCUCGGCUUACUGCAACCUCUGCCUCCAGGGUUCUGGCAAUUCCGCCUCAGUCUCCUGAGUAGCUGGGAUUACAGACAUGUGCCACCACACCCGGUUAACUUUUGUAUUUUUAGUAGAGACCAGGUUUCAUCAUGUUGGGCAGGAUGGUCUUGAACCCCUGACCUCAGGUGAUCUGCCCAUCUUGGCCUCUCAAAGUGCUGGGAUUACAAGUGUGAGCCAUCGCGCCCGGCCUGCACACUUUUUUGUAGGUAUUUCUGGUAAACAAAUCCUUAGGUUAUCUUUGCUGUGGUUGUGGUUUGGCUUUAGUCAUGAUUUAAAAGUAGAAAUAGCUAGGCAUUAUUUUUUGAAAUAUAUGACCUAUACGUAGUCAAGAAUCCACUCAACAGAGGGAAGCAAACCUUUUGGAAACUGGCUUUUGGGCAGACAGUAAACGUCCAGUUUGAUGCUGGAAGCAUGAACAGCUUCAUCAGGUAGGUACUCCUCAACUCUGAUGAGUUUGUCCUUUCAGCCUAAGGGUGUGGAAGGGAGUUGUUUGAAAAUAGCAAAUACGCAUGUUGAUUGCGAGUGUGUGGGGACAAAGGCAGUUCCCACCACAGUUAGGUCCUGGCCAUUGUUUCCUCGCCUGCGAUGCUCCUUGUAUGUCCUCACCCUCCUCUCCCGCCUCUGCCUUCUGCUGGGUCAAAGGUGGCCUUUUUCUCUCCAGCCUUGAAUUGUUCCCUGGUGGCUUCCCAAGGGCCCAUCUGCUGGUACAGUCCACACUUCCAAAGCCAAGACCCGAGAGGGCUCUUUCACUGCCCCAAGCCUCUCUCCCGCUCUGUCCUCGCCUUGGCAUGGGUGGCAUUGCUGUGACCCCGUGUGCUGGCGCACUGGCAGGCUCUGGCUGGCAGUGAGCUGGGGGAUUGCAUGAGCUGGGGGAUUGCAUUCUGCUAUUCAGGGGUGACCUUUGGAUUCUGUCUUGGCAGAAUCCUUUGUCAGCAGCUCUUGCUCUGUCCUUCCUGUUUGGCCACAGCUCUUUCAAUCAGUGGGUAUUCUAGAACUGCAGGAUGUCAGAGCUGGAAGGGACGCGAUACCGGUUUACAGAAGGGGAAACUCCUGGAGGCUCUGGGAGGGACGGAGGUUUUUGGUGACAGAGCGAGAGCUAAAAUUGAGGAUUCCUGAAUCCAGAUCUUGCCUCCCAUCAGCCAUCUUUCUCCCAAUAAAUUUUUGUUUUGUGCAAGGCUA
This is a messenger RNA of Gorilla gorilla gorilla (western lowland gorilla), 3236 nucleotides long. RefSeq names its product calcium regulated heat stable protein 1 (gene CARHSP1). The record is from RefSeq and is a predicted model, not a curated record. Gene Ontology annotation, cellular component: cytoplasm. The transcript has 4 exons. Gene Ontology annotation, biological process: regulation of mRNA stability. Bases 408 to 914 code for a protein of 168 amino acids. NCBI's taxonomy places the organism in Eukaryota, Metazoa, Chordata, Mammalia, Primates, Hominidae. Gene Ontology annotation, molecular function: mRNA 3'-UTR binding.